AUGGAGAUUGAUCAUUGUAUGCUCGGAGGUCUCUUGCUGGCUGACCUCGUCUCAAAGGCGGCAAAAAGAGUCGAGAACCAAGACAGGGAAUUCCAGCCAUUCUGCCGAUGGCGUGCAAACAAGGAACCUGAGGUGGGAGACCUGUCCGAGAAUAGACAGAGACAAAGACGGCAUCUGCAUAGGUAUGUAAGCGCAACAACAUUGGUAGACAAGCCAUGGGCGCAGCAACAGCCAAGAGUCAGGACCAACAAGAGCAACGAAACUGCUUGCGAAGUUAUGGAUAGCAACUUGCCUAGCUUUGUGCUUCUGAGGCAAUCGUUCCAGAAGCAGGAGCAAUAUCUGUCUACCUUACUUACCUUACCUGGCUGCCUUACAUCGCUCCGAACAUAUCGUCAAUUCUAA
Molecule: messenger RNA, 402 nt
Organism: Colletotrichum paranaense
Lineage: Eukaryota; Fungi; Ascomycota; Sordariomycetes; Glomerellales; Glomerellaceae
Exons: 1
Coding region: 1-402 (133 amino acids)
Source: RefSeq, a predicted model, not a curated record